AUAAACUACGCAGUAAUAUAAUUUCUUCAAGAGUAUUAGUGAAAGUUAAUUUGAUAGAAUUCGACAAGCUGCGACUGGACUACCCGAGGCGGCCUGUGGGGACCAAUAAAAACAUCCGGGUUGUAGAAUAUCCUUCAACUUUUUGCUCCAAAUAUCGGAUUACAAGUAGCGCUGGUUUGUGUGCUAUUGUCUGAGGAUCCGGGUCAAUGUCACAGAGCUAGAGGAAGCCAGCACGAGUCAUAAAUACCAGACCUCUCCGCCACCCACCCGCGCACAGUCACCCUCCUCCAGCUUAGGGUCUACCACAGUUCCCUUAAGUUAUCGUACAGGCUCCCCACUUCCAACACCAGUGGCUCACAGACACGACUGUAUGACGGCCGCAGCAAAAAGAUACAAGUACCUCCGGAGACUCCUGAGGUUCCGUCAAAUGGAUUUCCAGUUUGCAACAUGGCAGAUGGUGUAUCUAUUUAUAUCUCCUCAGAAAGUUUAUAGAAAUUUUCAGUACAGGAAGCAGACCAAGGCUCAGUUUGCCCGUGAUGAUCCAGCAUUUGUAGUUCUGCUGUGCUUCUGGCUGUGUGUUACAUCUGCAGGAUUUGCUGUGGUAUUGAAACUAAGCUUUAGUGGUUUCUUAAGUUUCUUGGUGUACACAAUAUGUGUGGACACCUUGGCUGCUGGCAUCAUCGUUGCUACUGUUCUUUGGUGUAUAACCAACCACUACAUGAUAAAACCAACUUGUCGCGACCAAGACGUGGAGUGGGGUUAUGCGUUUGAUGUCCACCUCAACGCCUACUUCCCUCCACUUAUUAUUCUUCACUUUUUUCAGCUUUUCUUUUAUCAUGUCUUCAUCAGCCAGGACUGGUUCGUGUCAUUGCUCUUCGGCAAUUUGUUAUGGGUCUUCGCCAUUGGUUACUACAUUUACAUUACUUUCUUGGGUUACAGUGCAUUGCCCAUCUUGCAUCGACCAAGAGUAUUCCUGUACGCUCUGCCUCUACUGAUGGUGCUGCUGGUGGUGAGUCUGGUGGUACGAGUCAACUUAUGUGAUGCACUCAUGGGUUUCUACCACUACCGCGUACUCUGAGGUCUCCGGCUGUACCAACCAGUGCUUAGGGAUGAGUGUUCUCUUUGUUGAUACUAGAUUAUGGUACAUCCAGCAUAUUGUUAGUAACAGUGGAUGAAUGUUAUUGACCUUGCUUAUUUGAUUUACUUGGUAUUAAACAUUAUGAUUAGCCCCACGAGAAAGUUACUUUUCCAUUGAAACACUGAAUAAUUUGUGCCAGUUUGAUCAUCUCUUGUGUGAAAGCUUGAUAUAUUUUGUACAGUAUAGAGAAUGAUUUUGAAUGUUAUUUAUUAUUAAAUUGUACAGUGAAAGAAAUAACAAUAUAUUUAGCAGGUGAGGUAUAUUUUGCUGACCUACAAAAAGUAAUGCGUGCAGUAGAUUCUUGAAAAGUCAGAAUUAAUCAUGGGUAAUAUUUUGUUAAUAAUUAUAUGACUCAAAAAUUAUUCUUUAUCAAUUAAAGUCACAGAAACUAAUUCCCCAAUACAAUAUAACAGGUUAAAGCUAUUGAGUGCCACUUUGUUGAUGUUUUCUGUCACUUAACAUUUCUCUCUCUCUGAGAUGCUUAUGGCCCUUUUCCUCUCCCAUCUACCCCCUUGUUUAUGUACCCUUGCUGAGGAACCCCCCUUCACUUCCAUCCCCUCCCAUUCUUGUCUCUCACAGCAAGCAUAGGGAAAGUUGCAUGUUGGAGACAUCUUGGGGAAAGUUGUAUUUAGGGGGACAGCUUGGGAGGAGGUUGUGUGGGGAGAUCCUUGAGGGAACAAAGCAACACACUCACUUCAUUAAAUUGGUGUGCAUUUUCAUGUUUCUUGCUCAAUCAUAUUUAUGUCUUGUCUUAUUGCCUGUAAGUGUUGCAUUUUUUUCCUUUUUGUCAUUCGAUCAAAUACCUGUAAUAGCACCCUUAGCUUUUAAUCUCUUGCAGAAUACUUUAUUUACAUAUUAGUACUAUCUAUAUAUUAUCCUUAUACUUUAGUACAUCAUAGUUAUUGUAAACAAGUUCCUCCUCUCAUAGCUGUAUUGACACACAGUAGCUUAUUCCAAAUUUAUCUCUAAAUCAUAAAGUUCGCGGGUAUCGUUCCUUAACCAAUAAAAACUCAGUUGUACAGUACAAAAACAAAAUAGAUCAUGUGAAUAUUAGGCACCCAACUUAAUUCAGCUGAUGAAUAAAUACACCAUUGCUAACCUAACUUAACCUAACUUAAACCUAGCCUAACAUAACCUAACCAGUAGAAACUCAGAUGUACAAAAAAUUGAUUACAUGAAGAUUAGACAGCCCAGCUUAUUUCACCUGAUGUUUAAACACCCUAACACUAACCUGUUAGUGAUAUUUAAUCAUCAGGUGAAAUAAACUGAGGUGCUUAUUUUAGACUAUUAUUCUCCCAAUAUACAGUAAUUGUAAUCCUCAUUCUUUCCUUUGGAGAUGACUUCAUUAUUUACCUUUCACUGCACCUUUUAUGACCUUUAUUAUACUUCUUAUUGUGUCCACCUCUGUGCACACUACCUUUCAUUCUUGCCAGACUUCCAGACAUCAUAUACAGUAUUUGUUUUUAAUACUGUUUUCUUCUUUUUUAUGCUGUAUAACUUUUCUCUACUUCCCAUGUAAGUGAUGGAUUACUGGAGACAAGCACUUCAAGAAAGGAAUGAAAUGGUCAGAACGGAAAUCCUGUUUGCAAAAUAAGAAUACUGUAGUGCAAGAAAAGUGUAGAAAGGGAUAAAAAAGUGAAAAUUUGUAGUCAUAGUUGAAUUAUUUCUAUAUCUAAAUUACGAAGCUCACAUUGCUUUUAACAUGAACUAUUUCUUGACUUAUCUGAAUCAGUUCAAUAGUUAACCAGGUUAUAAUACUGUACAGUCAUGAGGCACCAAAAAUUUACUCAUGCGGAUUAUAGUUACAGUAUGUAAUUGAGUAAUAAACCAGUGACAGUCUGUGAAUAUAUAAAUGUAGGAAGUUAUUCUUGGAUUAUCUUUUGUAAUUUUUACAAAGUUAGGAUUACAGUACAGUAAUGUACAGUACAGUAUAUGAAGUGAAAAACAGUAAUUUUUGUGAACUACUUAAAGUUUGUACAGUACAAGCUUGUGUAGUCUUGAAGUGUUUAAUCAUUUACAUUUAUCUUUUUAAAGAACUGUAAAUCAUGCUUAUUGAGUUAAUAGGUGUGUGGUUAUGAAAAUAGUUAUAUUGUGACUAGUAGAUAUGUAUACGCAUGGGAAAUUAAUUUAACCCCAGCAUCCAUGUCUAGCUGUAUCAUGUUAUUGUCAUGUUGAACAAAGUACUGAGAAACAAUAUUGACAAGUCAACUUAAAUAAUGAUAGUGACAAGCAGAAUUUUGUAGUACUGUACUGUACCAUUCUGCUUGGUAUCCUGUGCCAGACAUUAGAGGUUGUUGGGAGAUAUGUGGUGUAGUGAAAGUUGUAACUGGUGGCUGACCAAAGAAACUAAGGUAUGAUAUCUAGUACAGUAGCAUAUUAGAAAACUGGUAAUGUCAACUUUAUGUAUUCAGAGUUGGGUACUCUCUUUUUCUUCUAAGACCUCUUUAUAUAUGUACACCUCUGUACACAUAUGUCUGUAAAUUAUGCACAGUGUUGGUACAAUAUGUCCUCUUCCACUGUUGAGGAGAACAGGCCAUGCAUUCUCUUCUCUGCUGCCCUAACCUUGCACACCAAACAUUCCUCAGUGCCAACUUUCUUCUCAUCCAAACAGAAUCCACCUCUGUUGGCCAUGAAAAUCUCAUAUAAACGAACAAGAUACAGAAUUUGAAUUUUUUUUUAAGGAGGGAUAUUUUUUCUAUGUUAGGGAUACAUUUUUUUUCUCUCUCUUAAAGAAGAAAUAUUUAUUGAUACAUAAUAAGAUUCUUGGUAUUCCUGAUAUGAAAGAGGAGGAGGACAUAUGAUUUUUAAUUUGUUCUAACUAAACUUAAGGACAUCAUGCUUCAAUCACCGGCACUGAUCUUGUUUGUAUGAUUUUAAAUAUUCACAGUUAUGUAACUAUUGGGCAUCACUCUAUCCAUCAGGGUUUACCAUAUAUUUGUUCUAUACCCAAUGAAUCUUUAGUUUUAUAUUUUCUGUUAAAUAAAAGUUUUCUCUUCUCUGUGUUAUUUCAAACAAAUAUAUUUUCCACAUAUAAUGUCUGGUAGGUGAAACACUAGGAAGAAAAGUUAUUAGGAGGCAACUUUAUAGAUAGACGGAUAGACCAUUUAGGUAAUGAAUACAGUACACACAACAUUUACCAUUUAAUGUACUUGAAAUAAUUCCCUUGAUAUAUGUAGAGAAUAGAUGUCCAGGGAAAUAAAGAAGGAAUAUAGAGAAAUGGGAAAGGUUGAUUAAACAGGUUUACCGGUAAUUGAAGAGAAUACAAUGGUUCAUUAUUUUGUUAAGAGAGUAACUAUCACUAGAGUCGAGCAGUGUAACCAGAAGGGAAGCCAUAAGAAAGAAAUUCAACAUUUUGAUAGAUAUAUUUCUCUCAUGGUGAUAUAGGGAUGCCAUUAGACCAUUUAACAUAAAAACUAAUAUUAGGGAAGAAAGUUGUUUUUAAAAGAGUGAUAUAUUAUGUGGAUACAGUAUUAGAUUUCAACUUGUUUCUCAGUUUUUCAUAUUUCAUUCUCAAAGAACAAACUGCUUUAAACUUCAACAGCUUACCGGUAACAUACUCACUCAUAGUGAUCCUUUAGGCAUUAUUUCUCUCUUCCAAUAUGUUGGUACAUUUUGAGAGAAAACUUCACUUUAACCGUCUAUUUUAUCCUGAUAAUCUUAACAGUGACAUCAUCUCAGAAUACUGUACUGCAUAACAAUUUUUUUCAUGUGUAGCAGAGACUUUUUUACUCUGCUUACCUAUUACUCUUUUCAUUCAUUCAUUCAUUCAUUAACACUAGUGGUUUCCAUUCAUUAUCUCUGUAACCAAUGGUCUGAAUACUACCUUACAGUUCUGUAGAUUGAUUCCGUAGUUCCUCAUUCCUGAUUGACAAGGGGUCACCAUUAGAAUUUUUUGAGCACUUUUCUUGACUAACUGUAGUCAUACUUCAUACUUGAUCAGGACUUUCACCCGAAGAACACCUUGGACCUACCACUACUAUUGAUGACCUUCAGUUCAUUCCUAGUGUUUACAAACUAGACAGUAGCAGAGACAUUACCCAACAGUACACCAUCGUCAGCAGCUACAGUACUGUACUUAAAUUUUUAAAUCACUUGCUGCACUUUUUUUAAUGCCCCAGCCUAUAUGCAUAACUUUGCCUAAAUUUUGUACUUUUGCAUGUAUUUUUAACUCAUUACAAGAACUGUACUUUACAGUAUAUGUAACUCUGUUCCUGACUUUACACUGACAGGGUCUUCUUUACGUGUAGAAACAUACUAAACUUCCUCCCUCUAUAGGGUGACCCCAUCAGAAGUGGGCUACUCUUUCUACCGUUAUUUAACAGUACUGUACUGUAUAUGGCAGUCCUUUGAGAAUCUGGAAUUGCAUAUACAGAAAUUUAAGUGAUCAGCUCUGAGUGUUUAAUUGUAAAUAACAUUAUAUCUUUGAACAAAGGAUUGAAACUGAAAAUAUAUUUUAGUUACCCAUUUUGCUCUGGGGAAAGGUGACGACUAAUUCAGGAUUACCACAUUACAAGAAAAUGUAAGGUGUACUGUACUCAGUAUAAUUCUUGUUCAUUUCCAUACGACAAAUACUGUAUUGUACACCAUUAUUGUAUUGUUUCAUGUAUAGACUCGGCCAUUGCUUAUUUUUUGUUGUUGAACAUGUUGUAUAAAAGAUAAAAAUGUAUAUAUAAAGCAUUUUUCUUUA
Molecule: messenger RNA, 5825 nt
Organism: Homarus americanus (American lobster)
Lineage: Eukaryota; Metazoa; Arthropoda; Malacostraca; Decapoda; Nephropidae
Gene: Unc50
Product: protein unc-50 homolog
Exons: 9
Coding region: 371-1078 (235 amino acids)
Cellular component (GO): Golgi membrane
Source: RefSeq, a predicted model, not a curated record